AUGGCGUCCGUCGCAUCCUCCUCGAUAGGCAGCAUUGCCAGUACUUCGCUAAGCACAUCCUCGUAUACGCGCGGCAACACUCUCACCGACCUCGAGCUGGCUUCCACCACCCUGGAAUCCCUGACCAUCGUUCCUCUCACCUCGAUCGACCGCGUCCGACUCCUCUCUGGCAUCUACGGGCCCUUCCGACCACCUACGCCCGUCUCCGUCCCGCUAUGGGUAGCUCUACACCUCAAGAAGCGCAAAAAGGCCAUCCUCGUCCCACCCACCUGGCUCACCGUGGACGCCCUCACCGAAUCCCUGAAGCACGAAACCACCCAACCAGGCUUCGCACCUCUCCCGCACCACUGGAUCGGCGUCUCGCAAGCCCUCCUCUCCGGCGCAGCCGACGACAUUCCCAACUCCUCCCGCGUCCGAUCCUUGCUCAAAGACAUCCGCGAGGCGCGUCAAAGUAAGAUCCUCUCCGGCGUAGCCAUGGUCAAUUCGGUCCACCUGCAGAUGCACAACAUCAGCGCACACGAGGUCGCCGAAUUGCGCGGGUUCUUCGGGACUGCGUUUAGCCAUUUGAAAGCGCUCAGAGCGCCGAGCGAGGUGGAAGCCGAGGGGAAGAGACAGAGCGAACUGGGAGCGAGGAAUCGGUGGAUGUUGAUGCCUGAUCUGCCGGAUAGGUUGGAUGGGUGGAGCGCAGGAGAAAGGUCAAGGAGCGGAGGAGGGGAGGACGAAUCGAUGAGGACGGAUGGCACGGAUGAGAGUCGGUAUGCGGGUCCAGGGGUCAGAGCGCAGCCACGACAGUCGAACGUUUCGGACUCGGGGUAUCACUCGGGCCCGCUGGGUCGAUCGAAGUCCCCGGCGGAUCUACCACAGGAACGACAGCCACAGCGGGCGCCUCAGUACGACGCCAACCGCCCGCCCAGGUUCGCAGUCGACGAAGACGAGGACGAAGAUUCAUAG
Molecule: messenger RNA, 951 nt
Organism: Kalmanozyma brasiliensis GHG001
Lineage: Eukaryota; Fungi; Basidiomycota; Ustilaginomycetes; Ustilaginales
Product: GINS complex
Exons: 1
Coding region: 1-951 (316 amino acids)
Biological process (GO): DNA replication; double-strand break repair via break-induced replication
Cellular component (GO): nucleus; GINS complex
Source: RefSeq, a predicted model, not a curated record